AUGUCAGCCCAACCGUCCUCAUUACCAUCGUCAUCAUCAAAUGAGUAUAUCUCUAAAGCCAAGAGCUUAAUAUCAGAAUACCCAUAUUUGAUGCUUUCAAAAUCUUGGUGUCCCGAUUGUCAUUACGUUUACAAUUUAUUCCAACAAUUGGGCAUAUACGACAAAUUACACAUCAUCGAAUUGGAUCAAUUCAAAGACCAAGAUGAAGCAACUGCUUUGGAAAACGCAUUCACCGAAAUCGUUGGCAAGAAAUGGGUACCGCUGUUGUUUUUCCAAGGCAAAUAUUGGGGUAAUGAACAAGAUUUGAAAAAUUUACGUAAACAAGGACAAUUGGAAUCAGAGUUGAAGAAAUUGAACUUACUUGUAUAG
Molecule: messenger RNA, 369 nt
Organism: Lodderomyces orthopsilosis Co 90-125
Lineage: Eukaryota; Fungi; Ascomycota; Pichiomycetes; Serinales; Debaryomycetaceae
Exons: 1
Coding region: 1-369 (122 amino acids)
Biological process (GO): cellular response to oxidative stress
Cellular component (GO): cytoplasm
Molecular function (GO): glutathione disulfide oxidoreductase activity
Source: RefSeq, a predicted model, not a curated record